Molecule: messenger RNA, 3081 nt
Organism: Cryptomeria japonica (Japanese cedar)
Lineage: Eukaryota; Viridiplantae; Streptophyta; Pinopsida; Cupressales; Cupressaceae
Product: cell division cycle 20.2, cofactor of APC complex
Exons: 6
Coding region: 401-1783 (460 amino acids)
Biological process (GO): positive regulation of ubiquitin protein ligase activity; positive regulation of anaphase-promoting complex-dependent catabolic process; anaphase-promoting complex-dependent catabolic process
Cellular component (GO): anaphase-promoting complex
Molecular function (GO): ubiquitin ligase activator activity; protein binding; anaphase-promoting complex binding
Source: RefSeq, a predicted model, not a curated record
CAAUAAAAUAAUGUCCGUUGUGUUUCUGACCGUUGGGGGCCACAAAAUAUAUAUUUGAAUUUGUAUUCUCCAUUUCUUCCCAUUGAUUUAUUCCUUCAUACAUUGCUGUGGUCUAACAGAUAUUUGAAAUCUGCAAUUUACAGGCUUUCACUAUCUUCAUUGGCUUCGGCAAUUGGCGAUCUGAUAUCUUGUAUUGGCGAACAAAUUUCUGAUAAUUGUGGUGAUCAUAGUUUUGAUAACUGUGGCGAGCAAAUUAAGUACCCAUAUUUUUAUGUACUGUAGUUUUUAAGAAAAAAAUUCUAACGUUUCUGAGUGUUUUCUUUGUAGUAUUUUCCCUGUAUUCUUUGUUUUUUGUGUAUGUUUCUUCCUUCUUUUGUAGUACAGGUUUCUUUAUCUAGAAAUGGCCUACGAAUCUCCUCACCCGAUGAGCGUCAGGAGGCAAUCCAGGAUCAGGCUCCCUCUGCAAGAACAUCUCACAAUCGGAAGGCAGAAUAGUGAUCGAUUCAUUGCCCACAGGGGCUCUAUGGAUUUUGAUGUUGCUCGAUAUCUGUUAACUGAAAAGGAGAAGGAGAACAAUGCAGGUGAUACUCCAUCCAAGGAAACAUACAAGAAGGAGCUUGCAGCAAGCUUGUUGGAGGACAGUAAUGUAGGCUGCAAAAAAUCUAGAAUCCUGACCUUCAAAGAAAAAGCCCCUGUUCGUCAGGAGAGUUUCCAAGGUCUCUUUUCAGAAUGUGCUUCUACUGGUUCUGUGCUCAAAUCCACCAAACAUCGCCGUUACAUACCUCAAUCUUCAGAGAGAACUUUGGAUGCCCCAGAUCUUGUAGAUGAUUAUUAUUUGAAUCUGCUGGAUUGGAGUAUCAGCAAUGUUUUAUCCAUCGCCCUUACAAAUACAGUUUACUUAUGGGAUGCCACUCAAAGCACUACUUCUGAGCUGUUAACCGUUGAUGAUGAUGUCGGUCCCAUUACUAGUGUUAAUUGGGCAAAUGAUGGUAGACAUAUUGCUGUUGGGUUGACAAAUUCUGUUGUACAGCUAUGGGAUUCUUCAAGUAAUAAACAGUUAAGAGCUUUGAAAGGUCAUACUGCGCGUGUAGGUUCCCUUUCUUGGAAUGGUCACAUUCUUACAACUGGUUCUCUAGAUGGUUUAAUAAAUAAUCAUGAUGUCCGUAUCCGUGAUUCCAUUGUUCAAACAUUCAGAGGCCAUGAGCAGGAGGUUUGUGGAUUGAAAUGGUCUCUUUCUGGCCAACAGCUUGCAAGUGGAGGGAAUGACAACCUACUGCAUAUUUGGGACAGAAGCAUGUCAUCCUCUAAUGGUGCAACUCGGUACCUUCAUAGGUUACAUGAGCAUCGAGCUGCAGUUAAAGCCUUGUCAUGGUGCCCCUUCCAAAGCAAUCUAUUGGCAUCUGGUGGAGGUAGUGCAGACAAGUGUAUUAAGUUCUGGAACACUCAUACAGGAGCAUGCCUGAAUACAAUUGACACCAACUCUCAAGUUUGUGCAUUGUUGUGGAAUAAGCAUGAGCGCGAGCUACUCAGUUCCCAUGGGUUUAGCCAAAACCAAUUGACCUUGUGGAAAUACCCCUCAAUGGUGAAAAUUGCAGAGCUGACAGGGCAUACUUCGAGAGUACUGCAUCUUGCAGAGAGUCCAGAUGGCUAUACAGUUGCAUCAGCUGCUGGAGAUGAGACACUAAGGUUUUGGCAGGUGUUCGGAACUCCUGAUACCUUAAAGAGGACUAAGAGCAAAGAGCCAGCUGAUGCAUUCAACAAGUUUCUUACUCACAUUCGCUAAGCAGCUGCUACACCAGAUGGAGUAUGGAGGAGGAAUGUUGCUUGCCCAUGCCUGUGAUAAGGGAGCACUAAAGAAGUGGUUCGAGAGAAUGUUGAUGAGAGAUGUUGAACUGGUUAUAACAGCAGACAAGUUGAGUCAUGGAGGUGUACUUUUCAGUUAGAUAAUGCUUAUAGGCUUUCAGAUCAUUUGAGGCUUAGGGGACGAGAAUCAGUCUGAUAACAUGCAUCCCUGGAGUACCUUAAAAAUCCCAGUAAGAACUCAAUAACUGAUUUCUUCUUGGCAUAUUCUUUGGAGUGGUUGGAUAGUUACAGCAGCAGGCAAGUUGAGUACUCAGGGUUAUAUACAGAGAUGCACUUUUCAGCUGAUUUGCUAUACUGUUGGGAAGCAUUAUAGAGUAGACUGUGUUUUCAGAUACCUAUCUCAUCGAAAGUUUAUGCUUCAACAAUCAUGGAGGAUGUUUUUGGAUAUUAACUACCUUAAAAAUCCCAGUAAGAACUCAAUAACUGAUUUCUUCUUGACAUAUUCUUUCGAGUGGUUGGAUGGUUACAGCAGCAGGCAAGUUGAGUACUCAGGGUUAUAUACAGAGAUGCACUUUUCAGCUGAUUUGCUAUACUGUUGGGAAGAAUUAUAGAGUUAGACUGUGUUUUCAGAUACCUAUCUCAUCGAACGUUUAUGCUUCAACAAUCAUGGAGGAUGUUUUUGGAUAUUAAUUAUUUUGGUGCAUAUUGAUUAUCCUACUUUUAGGAUGUUGAAAUAAAAACAAUCCCAGUAAGAACUCAAUAACUGAUUUCUUCUUGACAUAUCCUUUCGAGUGGUUGGAUGGUUACAGCAGCAGGCAUGUUGAGUCAAGUUGAGUACUCAGGGUUAUUAUAUACAGAGAUGCACUUUUCAGCUGAUUUGCUAUACUGUUGGGAAGAAUUAUAGAGUUAGACUGUGUUUUCAGAUACCUAUCUCAUCGAAAGUUUAUGCUUCAACAAUCAUGGAGGAUGUUUCUGGAUAUUAAUUAUUUUUGUUUUGUUGAAGAUGGAGUUGCUUUCUUUGGCACCUAGCUUAUAUAUUGUCGAAUAUUUGUUGUAUUAUUCAUUGUAGAAGGAGGACACGGUGAUUGUUACAGAGCUGUUAUACUGGUUGUGUUUCUCCAUAGAAGAGCAAGAUGUAGUCUCCAUGUUAAGGCUAUAUGAGCCCGCAAAUGUAUUGUAACUUAUAUGUGGCAGGUUAAUACAUUGGUUCGCUGCUUUGGAGAGUGGGGUUUUUUACCUGAAAAGGUUUUCCCCAUAUAUAUUGAUGUUUUUCUCUUC